Molecule: messenger RNA, 1263 nt
Organism: Monosiga brevicollis MX1
Lineage: Eukaryota; Choanoflagellata; Craspedida; Salpingoecidae
Exons: 2
Coding region: 1-1263 (420 amino acids)
Biological process (GO): double-strand break repair via homologous recombination
Cellular component (GO): Slx1-Slx4 complex
Molecular function (GO): crossover junction DNA endonuclease activity; 5'-flap endonuclease activity
Source: RefSeq, a predicted model, not a curated record
AUGGCCGGUGGCUACAUUGCCCGCGUCAACAUGAAGGGCCACUACCUCAGCUGGUCAUCGGACAACACCUACCCCUGGCAAAACAUCCAGCCCACCCAGAACACCAAGCUUCUUGGUCUCCAGGAUAUUGGCUUUACCACCGAUCCUGUGCGUCGACUCCGGCAGCACAACUCGGAAAUAGGCGGUGGCGCCGUUCGCACAACAAGAGCCAAGGGGAGCUGGGACAUGGCUGCCAUCGUCUACGGGUUCCCCAACAAAGUUGCGGCCCUUCGCUUUGAGUGGGCCUGGCAACAUCCUCUCAAGUCGCGCCGCCUUCGUGACGCCGUCCGCUCGGACUUGCCAGCCUCCCGCGCCGCCCAGAUGCAGCUCACGGCCAAGCUACACACCCUUGCCGCCAUGCUCUAUACCGUCCCCUGGUCGGAUCAACCCUUGACUCUGUGCUGGCUUCAGCCCGACAUUGCCGACAAGUGGAGCAACAUCUGGCAACGCCAUUGCCAGUGCCAGUCAGCUCUUCCACCCUUUCUCACCACACGCUCGGGCAAUCUGCAAGACCCCCUCUUUCAGCUGAACAACGCUGCCGCCGCUGCUUCAACCAUCCAGCGUGCGGCGCUGGCGGCUGAUCACCACGCCUGGCGUCUCGCUGCUGCCGCACAGGCCCAGGCUCCCGAUUUUUUUACCGGGCUGGGUCGCCUCGAUCUCGCCGCCCCGAGCGUUGAGGAGUCGGGGGCAGGGCCCCACCCAAGCUCGUGUUCCGUGCCGCCGUCAACGGGAAGCAGCGCAGCACCCACUCCUGGCGCCCUCGCGCCGCAGCCAACGAAGCAAAACAAGUUUGGAGUUGAUCCUCGCCUCGACAGCGACGAUCGCGAUGACAAUCAUCAAUUUGAAUCCCCCGACAACCACGAGGCCGCAGCUGUCAAUGUUGAUGUAGUUGACGACAGUGCCGAUGAUGGUACAACAGAUGGAAACGAGGAUGGGCCUGAUGAUGUCGCCCCUCAUCAGGAGGUCACAGCUCGCCAUGUGCACGGUGCCAUUGGCGAAACCUGUGGCCACUGUCACCAGUCGGUGUAUCAGGAACUCUGUAUCGUGUGUCUCAAUGCCACCUGCACAUAUCGCGCCCACCUGUUGUGCGCAGCCCAAGCCGCAGUCCACCCUCUGGGCCAGUCAAGCCCAUCCGAAACGCGCCUGGUGCCACUGCGACAUUCAUGUCCCCGCUGCGCCCACCAGGCCCACUGGGCGUCGUGGAUCGCCGAGGUGACGUUGUGA